CUGGAGCCAGAGCCGGCGCUCAUGCCGCUCAGGUUCCAGCAGUACUGGGAGCAGGAGCGCAGCCGCAGGCGCAGCGAGGAAAGCGCCAGCGCGAGCGACGAAGACGCCGGUGGCAGCGGGCUGGCGGUGCAGGAUGGCAGGCUGGCGGCGCAGGGCUUUGCCGACUUUGUCGUGUCGUUCCGCUACGACGCCGGGCGCGGCGUUGGCGACCGCGGCGUCGCCGAGGCGCGCGCGCAGGGACAGCUGGGCGACGUGGUCAAGCGGCUGGUGCAGGCCGGGCUGCACGUCGAGGUGCGCGCGGCGCUGGUGGCCGAGCGCAGGCACGGGCGCACGGCGCUGCGCGAGGAGAAGGGCCACCUGCUGGUGUUUGUCACGUGCCCGCGCGCGCGGCUGGUGCGCGAGUGGCAGCGGUCGCGGCUGCAGGACUGGCUGGGCGGCAUGCUGGCGCUGCGGCGCGUCGAGGGUGGCGGCGGCGGCGAGGCCGACCCGCUCGAGGUCGACGCGGCGGCGCUGGACGACCCGCGCGGCUGCUGUCGGCGACCGGUGCCACGGCCGACUCGAUCCCGGUGGCCGAGCGCCAGCGGCUGGUGCACCGGCUGAUUGCGGGCGCAAGCGGCGACGGCGGCGCGGCGGUGGGGGCGGGCGGCGGCGGCGGCGGCGCGGCGGUGGCGGUGGUGGCGCUGCACGACGGCGACUUCAACCGGCAGUGGGUGCGCGUGUGGGCGCGCAAGUGGCUGGUGAGCACGCGCGACCUGCAGCGCAUCCGCGAGCACUUUGGCGAGGAGGUGGCCAUGUACUUUGCGUUCCUGCAGAGCUACUUCCUGUGGCUGGCGCUGCCGGCGGCGGCCGGCGCCGCGUGGUGGGCCUGCGGCCGCAGCUUCGCGUGGCCGUUCGCCGUGCUGCUGGUGGUGUGGGCCGCGGUGUUCACCGAGACGUGGGCCCGCCGCGAGUCGGACAUUGCCACGUACUGGGGCGUGCACGGCGUGCAGCGCGCGGGCGACGCGCGCCGUGCGGGCUUCCGCCCCGACGGCUUUGUGCUGGACGCUGCCACUGGCGAGCCGGCGCCCGUGUCGUCGGGCGCGCGGCGCUGGGCGCGGCGCGGCGUGUCGGCCGCCGCCGUGGUGGCGCUGGCGGCCCUGUUGGCGGCGCUGGUGGCGGCGAUAUUUGCCGUGCAGACGUUUGCCAGCGAGUUCUACGCCGGGCCGCUGGCCAGCGUUCUGGCGCUGGCGCCGGUGGUGCUGCUGACGGCGCUGCUGCCGCUGUACACGGGCGCGUGCACGCGCGUGGCGUACGCGCUGACUGAGUACGAGAACUACGAGUUCGAGGCCGAGUUUGCCGCGCAGCUGACGGCGAAGCUGUUUGUGUUCCAGUUCCUGCAGGACCAGCUGUAUCUGUUCCUGACCGCGUGGGUGUUUGUGCCGCACCGCGACGCCUUCGAGCGCUGGCUGCGCGCCACUGCCGC
Messenger RNA from Kickxella alabastrina, 1462 nucleotides. RefSeq lists its product as uncharacterized. NCBI's taxonomy places the organism in Eukaryota, Fungi, Kickxellomycota, Kickxellomycetes, Kickxellales, Kickxellaceae. Bases 134 to 1303 code for a protein of 389 amino acids. The transcript has a single exon. The record is from RefSeq and is a predicted model, not a curated record.